AUGGCUGACACGACUCUCCUCCAUAUGGCAAACGCCGGAGCCGGCGAGGCGAUGAUCCUUGAGUACGGCCCAGCUGCUCAACGAAAGUUCAUUAUCGUCGACGGCGGCCCAGCAAAUUGGGACGGCUCGCUGUAUCAGGACAUAGCCUACUUCAAAUAUUUUUUCUCGGCGGCCAAGAAGAUAUGGGGUGACGGCGGGCGCACAGAGCCGUUCAAUCCGUCGGCAAUUAUAAGUUCAUGCCUGAAUGAAGAUCACUACAGGGGACUGGUGUCGUAUCUGAAGUCAGCGAGUUCGAAGAACGGAAGCUUUCGGGGCCCGAUUGUGGUUCUGAGCACUCAGUCACUGGGUCUCGCGGAGUUUAAGGCGGUCCUAGGGAAAGGUCAGCUGAAAUGGACCUCCCAGCCAGGGUUCCCAUCAGACGCUCUGUCAGGUCUGAUCUGUGACGCUCCGGAUAGCGAGUCGAUCAAAACCUACAAAGCCAGCGCCUCAGACAACAAUCAAGGCGGAGCCAUCACCCAAUUGCCCGCGAAUGAUGCCAAAUAUGAGGUUCUGAACAGCGAGGGUGGUAUCCUGAUGCAUACCGACCCAGGGAGUCCACGAAAGGGGCAUAUCUUUUUCACUGGCGACGACGCGGGCUGGAAAAUAGGCCCUAGUGUUGCCGAGAAACAGUACUCGAUAUACAAAAUCCAGGACCACGGUAGAUGGCAGAACGGGCGGCUCGCAAAAGAAACUCGGAUUGUUUCUGAUGGCGUCAAGCGCGAAACUGCCCUUCGCAGUCUCUUUGCAGCCAAUAUUCGAGGCUACGUAGGCUUCCAAGACAGUUCCCUCCUGAAGACUCGAGCGAGAGUGCUAUUCAACCACAUUUGCAGCGCCGAACAGCUCACAGCGGAAUCAGCCGCUGCGUAUCUCACGAGUUUGGAUACACGGCACCAGGCCUACCUCACGGCCUGUGCAUCCAACCUCGAUGACGGCAAUGGGAACUUUGCUAUCGAGCUGAUCGAGACACAUGGCGGGACUGCCCUCACCCCCGUGCCCUCCGAAGUCAUGCUUCGCGCCGAAGGAUGGGUGCACUCGCUGCAGCCCUCGGAGCCGGAAUUUCCGCUAUUCUACUCCAUGCAGGAGUCAAAAGUUGCACCCGCCGAGGAGUGGAUAAAGUGGAUCUCAAGUGACUCUUGGAGCUCGAGGUACCUGAGCAUACUGAGUAUUCACUCUAUCUGUGACUUUUUCCAAUCCUUUUCGGCUAACGCGUAUGCCGUGAGUGGUAAUUGGAAAGGUCGCCAUGAGUUAGCAGCCACGAUAGUGGGCCUGGGUCUUGCGAUGCACAACAAGAAACGCACGGCUAUCUUGUACCUGACUGAUCCAAGUGCCUUGGCAGUGUCUGUUAUAGCCUUCUAUUGUUCCGUGCUGGGGAAGGAUAUUACAACGUUCUUCACGCCGACCUCCUUAAGUAUUAGGUUCUUGAGUCAGGGUUUCUACCUAACGCUUAAUGGCGACGAAAGCCCCCCAGCAAACGGCCGAGAUGUGAACCAACGGUCUGCAGAGCUGCGCCUUGGAACGUCCAAUAUGGUGACCGAUGCUGAGGUUAAGACCCAGCUGGAAUCGGAUGCGUCGAAACUGGCAGACCGAUUCAAGGCCUCCGACGGCGGAUAUCAAGUCUCGUCGAUGAAUGUUGGUACUACCUCGUAUCUUUGCCUAACGGCACCAAACAAGCCUGGAAUACAGACCAGUAAGCCACUGCCUCUGGCUGUGAUUGAGAGCUGGUCAUCGGCAGCAGACGCGCUCGACUCUGUCCAGUGUAUCCAAGCGACAGCGACUGGCACCUUGAACGGCUCAGUGAUGAAGCUGGGAAAGCCAUCGGGAGCGAAUUCGUGGCCAUUGACCUGGGUAAAUCAGGCCAAUGGGGAUAAAAGAACCUUUUACGUCAAUAAUACCACUGGCGUAGUCACGGAAGGUAGUGUACAGACUCCACCGGCGACAGGUAGCUCGGUAGCCUUGUUCAAGUUUGAGACCAUGGCAGCUAGCAAAGUCGCCCGAGCGCCAUUAUUGUCGCUUCCACCUCAUACAGACGAUAGAUUGGCCAUUUCGCCCUCACUGCGCAAGUUUUGCGAGGCUGCGGGUAUAGAGGUUUCUGCGAGCUUUUCUGGUACAGAUGCCCUUGCCGCGUUAGUUGGCAAAGACCAUCUCACCUCGCUGGGCUUCACACUGAAUAUGGAGGAGGCCGCAUUAUCCUUUGCUGUGAAUUUGGAUUCCUCCACCGUUGACUUUGUUGAUAGCGGUGUCUCUUUCACUGUUCAUGCAGCGAGGAUCCACUUCGUGCUCUCAGAUAGCUCGACUAUCUCCUUUGGCUCAACAAAACUUCGCGUUAUAUCUCAAGUGAUUGAGUUAACGUGGGACACGAAUUUGGCACUUUCCACCACGUUAUACGUUAACUUCAAGGGAGGUAUGAGUAUUAAGGAUCCGAAAUCCGUGGAAAACGCGACGCGCACGACACCCCUUCGGAAAUGCCUUUUGGGCAUGGGCAUGAGUGCCGAUGCAUUGGCGACCAUCAAGAUACCAAAGUUGCUUAGCUUCUUGAGCGACCGACCAGCAAGCGUUAUCGAGAUGCUGGAGGAGCAGCUGCCGGCAGUCCUGGUAAAGAGCGGGAUUGGAGCCCUGAAGCCCGACUUGAAAAACUCAGUCGUACAGGCUUCGCACACACCAACCAAACAGGCUUAUAUCAGUAACGCGAAGAUUGCUUGUGACUUGGGCUCAGCUCCAUCCUGGAACAAGAAGAUCACACUGAUGGGCAAAGAGCUCACGAUUAAGGACAUGAAAGUUGUGAUCGAAAAUGCAGCCACCUCUGCGCAGCGAAUUUCUUUCGUCGGCUCCGCUUCAACGCAGGCUAUUUCUGGUUUAGAUAUCACCAUGAAAUGGUCUAGCGUACUUGAUUCCAACCACGUGAGGGAAUGGUUCUUCACCUUGAAUAACAUGUCCAUCGCUGCCCUCUCGCAGCUCCUGCCAGACACGGCCGACCUCCCCCAGCUCACAAUCCCCAUUGCCGAGUCACCACUGAGCAGCCUCGUACCAUCGGUGGUAGGAUUCUCACUGAGGCAACCAGUGGCCAGCGUAUCCGAUUACCAUCUGGCCAAUCUCUCAAUAGCGGUGACUAUUGCAGAAUCAAGCUGGAAGAAGAUGCUACCAUCGUCUUUCCCAGUACAAAAGAUUGGACCGCCUACGAUUCGCGUCAACGUGCAUAAUCCGGGGAGCAAGAAUCUUCGGCAGGUAGGGGUUGACGUGGAAGUGACACUAAGAAGUGCUAUUGCGUUGCAAAUCCAGUUCGGGGCCGAGCCCUUAGUGGGCAACCAACAUGAGUUCCGAAUGAGAGUGACUGGCCCUCCUGAAGGGGUGAGCUUAGCCCAAAUCGCCAGUGAGAUCGGGCUGGGUAAUGACCUCUCGACGAAGAUUUCUUCGGCGAUCCCCAUUGUCGGGGACUUUCUGUCCAGAGCUCAUGUCGUUGUUCUUUGUCCGACGCUCACGCUUCAGGGCUCCACCGCGACAUUUGGGGAUUGGCGUCUCAUUUUAACGCUGGAGACCUGGCCCAUCACCGAUGCGAUCGUGCUGCACAGGACGCACUUGACGUUGGAAUCUAUCAGUGGUAUGAUUUCAGCGAAGGGUACGGCCUCGUUGUUGGUCGGCAACAAAGAGGUAGACGUGGCGGCCAAAACGCCCCAGGCGAACCUGCCAGGUGAGGUGCGCGUCACCGCACCAAAAGGCAUCUCAGCAGCGGAUUUGUUGAGGACGUUACGUUUGCCAGACCUAAGCGACAUCCCAGAGGUCGGCUCCCUGCUGAGCGUGCAACUUGAUUCGGCAUCUUGCACGGUAGAUUAUACAAAGACCGAGCCCCGUAAGCUGGUAUGCGUGGGUGCGAGUUUAACCUGUUCAGGUGAAAGGGUUUCCAUCGGGCCUUUGGUCCUUGUCGGAGUGAAAGCUACCUUCCAGUAUCAUGGACAAGACGAUCCCCUCGGUCCCGGAAAAGCGCAGAAGACCUUCCACCUCAGCGCCACACUCGAGGACAACAGUUUCCAAGUCGACGCCUCUUAUGAUGAUGCGAAGCCGGGAUCAAUUCAGCUGCGUUUUACUAGGAAGUCGAAGGUCACGUUAAAUCAGACACUGACGAAACUGCUGCCCAAUGAUAUCACGAACGUUAUUGCACCAGUGGUAGGCACGCUAGCAGUCGAUCAUGUGGAAGUUUCUUUUGACCCCAAGACGAAACGUUUUACGUCAUUCGAGGUUGCUUUAAGUGACCUUGAACCCUUGGCAGUGGACAAAGUUACCUUAACAUCCCUGAGGGUUGUCUACAAGGCGGCAGUGGUGGCAAAAGGAAAUGACAAAGGAUCACCGACGUCCCUGAAGGUAAACGGAUCGGUGAAAAAGGAGGCCAUUGGUGCGACCUUCGAGAUUAGUUGCUUGCCAAGCUCCAAGGUCCCGUCGGAAGUCGACUUCUCGAUCCUGCCCACAAAGCCAGACAGUCUUUCUCUCGCGAACUUCAUCACGCUCCUAGGUGUCGAUCGGCCUGCGUGGGCUUCACCGUCCGGGAGCCCGGAUUUCUUCACCUUCCAAGUCACGAAGAUCAGCGGGCAGAUCGCCAAGCCGGCCAGCUCAGAGCAGAGGAAGUCUCUUGUUAUAUCUAAGUUCGAGGCUGUAGUGGAGACAUCUGCCAAGCUGACAGUUCUUCAAAACCUGAACAUUCAGCUUGACCAGCUCCGACUUGACCUCAAGUACGAAAAAGGCAAAGGUCUGUCUGCCCAGUUCAAUGGACGUUUGAGUCUCAAGUCUCCAACGGUAAAUGUCUGGGUGCGAUACACCGAUGAACCCGUGAAGCAGUAUGAGGGCGAACUGUCAAACAUUGAAGGGCCCUACGAUGCGAAGGAGCUGGCGAAUAGGUUCCUCAGCGAGGACCAGUUUAAAAUGCCCGAGAACGUUGAAUUUCCAGCAACGCUUCCUCUCGUAUCGCUUCACGUUCUUAUCAAACCCGGAGUAUCCGCCAAGGUUUGGGGGAUGGGACAGAAAAAGUGGAAUCCAACGCUUUCCGGUGUGCCAAUAGAGAUGGCCUCACUAGGGGCAAGUGUCGAAGUGCGAGAGCCCAAGGAAGAGAAACAACCAACUGAUAAAGAAGGUGAUAUGGAAAGGAUUGACGUGAAAGACGACGGAAAUGGCGAUGGAAAGGGUGACGGGAAAGCCGGUAGGAAAGACGACAAACUCCCCACAAAGGUGGCCAAAGACUAUGACAUUCGUAUCAUUGGAAAGCUGGGCUUCACGGACUUCACGGCUGCAACAGCAUUGCUGGAUAUCCGGACCAACCAUGGUCUCAUUUUGCAAGCAUCCGUGAAGAAAAAGCAAAAUGCAAAGAACGAACUGGAGGGACUGACAAAUGAGCUGGCCUCUACGGACAAAGCCCGAUUUGCCCAGCUUUCGAAGAACUCGACUAUUCCCUCAUUGUCUAUAGCUGACAAAGAGCUGCAGUUAUACCUGGACUUUGACAAGAAGCUCUUCUAUCUGGCUGGAACGAUCGGCGAUAAUAUAUCCGCCCUGAUUCUCGGUCGCCCCAAGCUUGGGCCAGCGCCCCAAGAGAGUGACGCGCGUAAUUAUGUGGUUUCUGUGGUAGUGCAAGACAUCGGCAAGUUGUGGCCAGAGUUUGAUAGCACAGUCGGUCAGGUAUUUGACUGUGAGGUGCUUGCUGGGGAGAUUGUUGCGUACGAUGGCACCUACGCACAACUUACUGACGACCUGAAAACCGCCUAUUCGCAACUCAAGAUCAAGGGCUCCAACGAUGCAUCUAACGCGAUAGUCUCGCAGGAUGGUAAGGUGGGACUCGGUGUCCUUUUCUUUGGCAAGCUCAGCCUCAAGGGUACCAAGGCAAUGACCGACGCCGUGAACAUGAUUGUGGAGAAGGACAAGCCAGCGGAGAUUAUUGUUUCUGCCAUGGUCACCAAGCCAGCAGCUAAUUCUCAAUUCCUGGUCAGCAUCAGUAAUUUGACAUUCUGGGGAGGACACCUCGUUCUCAAUGAUACCAGGGGCAUGUACAGCAACAAGAAAUUUUCUGUGGCUGGUAAACUCACCGCGACAUUUGAGGGACUGGACAAACUCAAGUUUGAUAUCAACCUUGACGUUGAGCCCGGGAGCACCAGAUUCAAAGCCAUCACCGCUGUCGGAGAUGAUACCAAACCAGUCAAACCGUUUGGCAAGUUUCAUUUUCAAAUGAAGAAAUUCAGCAUCGAAGGCAAAUUUCUCCGCAAGGACGGCAAGCGGAAGAGUGAGGUGACCAUUACGGGUGACGCAACCCUGGGUGGCAAAGUCGGACUGACGGGUGCCCUGAUGUUUGUCGAUGGAGCGCCUUGCAUUGCUGGUGUGAACUUCAAGGGCUUGGAAAUAGAUAUCAAGGACGUGGUGCAGUUGUUCAACGGCAGCUCCAGCGGCGAUAGUACCGCGGUAGCAUGGCCGAACGAGUACCAAGCGCUGGCACUGAAAUUGAACGACUUGUAUUAUGCCAAAAGCGACCAGACAAUUGACGGGAGGCAGUAUACGACCGGGUUCCACAUCAGUGCUCUAUGCAAGUUGUUUUCAGACGAGUAUAAGUUCUCGCUCGAUGCUGCCUUUGCGGCCCCUGGGUUAAAGAUUGAGGCCAAAUACCUACCGUCGAUUGAUCUCGACUUUGCCAGUUUCCGCGACACAUCCAUAUCAAUUGAGGCAACAAAGUCCAAGGUAAUUAAAUUCGCAUCUUUGACCCUGCGCAUGGCUAACGAUCAAAAGAAAUCAUACACUGGUAAAACGACGGUCACUGUGCUAGAUCUCAACCCGACGUCGGUUGAUCUUAGCUAUGCGUCGUCCGACCAUUCGUACUUGGGAACGUUCCAGUACAAAGGUACAAUUUUGGGCCUUUCCAAUCCAACGAUCAAGAUCAAGUACUCGAAGGAGAAGAAGUUCCAGGUGCUGGAAUUGCCGAUCCCAGCAGAGCUCGGUGAGGCCUUGAAAUUGGUAGAAGGGAUCGAGGAAGCCUCCAAGACAAUAGACACGAACAAGUGCGGCGCUCUGGUGAAAAUGAUUCUAAAGAUUCAAAAGACGAAGUUCUCACUGAACGUGGCGCUUGGUGGUACAAAGCCCUCCGUCAAAGGUGAGAAGAAAAUUCAGUUCUAUAUCACCGGGAAGUUCGAGAUCUUUGUGGCAGAUAAGAUUGUGGCAACCAUUCAAAUGCCAAAGCUACACGGCGCGCUGGAGGAUUUCAAAGCAACCAGUCUGCAAGAUGCCAUCAAAGAGCUCUUGAAGAACAAUGCCAAGGCGCUGGGCGAACAAAUCUUGCAAGAUUGGGAGCAAUUCCUGAAGUUAUUUGGAACGAUAGCCCUCGCCGACAUCAGUGAGAAACUGUUGAGCGUCGCGAUGUGCCGCAAGAUCAAGACGGACAACGUCAAAGACAAGGCGAGGCAGACAGCAGAAUCGAAGAAGACCGACGUGAAAAGCAAGGGAAGCGAAACCAAGGUGAAGCUGACCGAGGCGGGGGGCGCGGCGGGCGCGGCGGGCGCGGCGGGCGCAAUGGGCGGCCUCGCGGGCGCCUUGGGGGCGGCGGGCGGACUGCUAGAGGGUUUUGGCGCCGCGCUGGCCGGCUUCGCUGGCUUUCUGGUAGGGCUCUUCAGCUUCUUUGGCAUAGGAUCGAGCGAGGAACAGAAAUACUCCAAGGACAAGAAGGAUCUCGAAGGCCUUCACACGGAGCUCAAGAACAUGCACUCAGCAGCCAUUGAGUUCAUCCACAAAGACGUGCUAAAAAUGGAUGGCAGUCCAACCUGCACCUUCGUGACCGGCGAAAGGCUGCACGUUGACUGGUCCGCGAUCAAACCCAAUAAGGCCGGCUUCGACUAUGAGAACUUUCAACGUUUUACCUGGACGGUCAUCGUCAGCUUUUCGGGAAACAUAGAGGACAAGAAUAACUUCGUCGUCAGCGUCCCAACCACGAUGAGCAAGGAUAUCGAUAAGCCCGAGUUUCUAUACGCCCCAACGGUGUAUGUCUGGGUAAAGGCGACCUACAAGCACUCCAGUGAUCCAAAACAAGACUUGGUUUCGCUACCAAGCAGGCGAGGUAGUAAAUCCCAUGUUCCUUCUCUAAAACCACCGGGGGUGAGCUUUUCUUCAGCUUCCGGCCAAUGCACCGUCACCGUCAAACCGCUAGAAUCCGAGAAAUACCGCAUUGUAAUUGCAGGUGCAGACGAGCAAACGCCAGGUUCGACCUUAUAUAAUCCGGAGCCGCACACGCUGGACCAGAACGCGUUGGAUAUUCCGUGGGCAAAGCUCCAGGUGCCCGAAACAUUACCAACCUCCGUGCGUGCCUAUGUUCAGCGGCUAGCAGGAAAUCCCAAUAGCCACAAUGACUCGCCUUGGGCCAAAUCGCCACAGGAGGUUCGUCUCGCGCCUGUGCCUAAAAACAUGAAUCCUAAGAUGAGCAAUGCGAGCGAAAACACCGACGUUGAUGUGCAAUGGCAACAGCCCGGUGAGGCCACGACCCCGGUGGACUAUGAACUGCAGGUUUUCCGGGUUGAUGACGAUAAGCCGAUCAGCUCCAUUCAACAAACGCCUCAAACAGUGGGGCCAGAUCAACGCAAAGUCCGACUUUCCUCCUCAGAGUUCACUCCGGGUCUUCGCAUUGCGAUCAAGGUGCGGGUCGUGCAGAACGACAACGCGAUUGCCCUGACGGUAACCAAGCCAUUUCAAAUUGUGAUGACGCCUAAACAGCCUCCCUUCUGUGACUUCUUGCCACUGGGAGCCCUCAUUCAACGGUUCCGGGUGGGUGAUCAGAACAUCGUCCUAGGAUACGACAGUCAGGAUGACUACGUGCAGUACAAAGGACCACAAUUUGGUAGGACCAUCGGCCGCGUUGGGAAUCGGAUUGAGAAUGGAACAUUCCAGUUGAAUGAGGUGGACUAUCACCUGCCACAAACAGAUGGAUACGGCAACACCACCGAUGGCGGCAAGCGCGGAUGGGGCAAACGCAUUUUCCAGGGCCCUAUCAAGGAGAAGCGGAAUGGGGUUGACGCUACAUUAUUUACCUAUCUUAGUGCAGACGGCGAAGAAGGCUUCCCAGGGGAAGUCGAGAUCAAAGUCUGGUACAUGGAAAGCCACGGGUCCACGGCAACCGGAAAACCGACGACGGUGCUUACAAUUGAGUAUGAAGCUGCAACGACCAGGGAGGAGGUGCAAAGCACCAUCGUCAAUGUUACCAACCGCAGUUAUUUCAACCUGACCGACGAGCCGUCGAUAGAAGGGACAAAAGUAAAGCUCUGCACUAGAAAAUAUCUCCCGGUCGACAAACGAGGCAUACCAACGGGUGGUGUUUCCGACUUCAGUACUGACUUCACCCAAGAAGCCCCUCUGGGGGCUGAUGAACCAAAGGUUGAUCACUGUUUUGUGGCUGAAAGCAAUGGCAACUGGACCAUCGACACGCGGGGCAACCCUCCCAAGACCCUUGGCUCAUUCAGCAAGGGCAAUGUUCACCUCGAAGUGCAAAGUACAGAGCCGGCAUUCCAGUUCAACACCGGAGACCAUCUAAAUCUUUCGGAAAAUCCUCGCUAUGGCCCGCGUUCGGGCUUCUACAUUGAGCCGUGCCGGUAUAUCAACGCCAUAAAUAAGUCAGAAUGGCAGAACAUGGUUAUACUCAAGCCUGGAGAGAAAUAUGGCUAUAAGAAUGUCUACACGGCUUGGAAAGAGUAG
Aspergillus melleus is the source of this 9732-nucleotide messenger RNA. RefSeq names its product aldose epimerase family protein. Gene Ontology annotation, biological process: glucose metabolic process; beta-D-galactose catabolic process via UDP-galactose, Leloir pathway. Lineage: Eukaryota; Fungi; Ascomycota; Eurotiomycetes; Eurotiales; Aspergillaceae. Gene Ontology annotation, molecular function: aldose 1-epimerase activity; carbohydrate binding. The record is from RefSeq and is a predicted model, not a curated record. Bases 1 to 9732 code for a protein of 3243 amino acids. The transcript is spliced from 2 exons.